This is a messenger RNA of Cavenderia fasciculata, 288 nucleotides long. RefSeq names its product dolichol-phosphate mannosyltransferase subunit 3 (gene dpm3). The record is from RefSeq and is a predicted model, not a curated record. NCBI's taxonomy places the organism in Eukaryota, Evosea, Eumycetozoa, Acytosteliales, Cavenderiaceae. Bases 1 to 288 code for a protein of 95 amino acids. Gene Ontology annotation, biological process: GPI anchor biosynthetic process. Gene Ontology annotation, cellular component: endoplasmic reticulum membrane; dolichol-phosphate-mannose synthase complex. The transcript is spliced from 3 exons.
AUGAAGAGAUAUCAAAAAGUAACAAUUGUAACUAUCGUUACAUUCUUGAUUUGGUUUGUUUUAUUGGUUGAUUAUCUCCAAUUCAACUUGCCAUCAAGUAUCAAGUCUAUACUACCAGCUUUACCAUUAUGGGUAGUCGUUACCUUUGGAGCCUAUUCAUUAGGUUCAAUUUCAUAUAAUUUGUUGAUCAUGAGCGAUUGUAAAGAAGCUUAUGAAAGUUUAUCUGAUGAAAUCAAAGAGGCAAAGAGAAAUUUAAGAUCAAAAGGAAUGACCUUAAAGUCUGAUUAA